Salvelinus namaycush (lake trout) is the source of this 4976-nucleotide messenger RNA. Its product is annotated as ribosome-binding protein 1-like. Gene Ontology annotation, biological process: protein transport. The record is from RefSeq and is a predicted model, not a curated record. Bases 235 to 3663 code for a protein of 1142 amino acids. Gene Ontology annotation, cellular component: endoplasmic reticulum membrane. The transcript has 27 exons. NCBI's taxonomy places the organism in Eukaryota, Metazoa, Chordata, Actinopteri, Salmoniformes, Salmonidae.
CCGUUCUCCGGCGUCUCGCCAGCUCAAAGUGCCACGACUCAAUUGAAAUAAAUAGGAAUCCCAGACGGAUUGACUGAGAAAGAGAAUUUGCGGAAAUAGCAGCAUAUUUAUCGCCAGAUUGAAGGAAAUUCCACAACAAAAUCCGAACUUCUUCAACCGCCUCCAAAAGUGGUGUAGUUACAUCAGCAGAUAUAUAUUUAAAAAAAGGACAGCUAACCUGUCAUAGUGGUCAUCAUGGAUCUAUAUGACCCUCAGACGCUAGGCAUCAUGGUAUUUGGAGGCUUCAUGGUCAUCUCAGCCCUCGGUAUCGUUCUGGUCUCCACCUUCUCCAUGAAGGAGACCUCAUAUGAGGAGGCGCUGGCCAAGCAGCGCAGAGAGCUGGGUAAGACGGCGCCUCUGGGACAGCUGACCAAGAAGGACAAGAAGAAGGAGAAGGCGUCUGAGAAGAAGAACCGGGGUAAGAAGGAACACAAGCCUAAUGGGAAGCUUCCAGAAUUAGAACUAGAGGAUAUCCCAGUGGCCGAGCCUGAACUAGCCCCAGAACCCGUUUCUGCCCCCGAACCUGCCCCUGAACCUACCCCUACCGCUGCUCCCGAACCAACCCCUGCUCCCGAACCAACCCCUGCUCCAGCUCCCCCCGUUGUAAAGGCCUCCCCUGCUCCAAAGAAGAAGAAAGAGAAGAAGAUGAUGGCUAAGGUUGAGCCAGCCCUGGCUGCUCCUGCCCCAGCCCCCAUUGCCCCCUCCAAGCCUGCCCCUGCCGCAGCAGCCCCCAUAGCCCCUUCCAAGCCUGCCCCUGCCGCAGCAGCCCCCAUGGCCCCCUCCAAGCCCGCCCCUGCCGCAGCAGCCCCCAUAGCCCCCUCCAAGCUCGCCCCUACCGCAGCAGCCCCCAUGGCCCCCUCCAAGCCUGCCCCAGUCCUGGAGGCUGUCACCAAGGAGGUCCCUGUGAUGGCAGUGCCCCCGGUGGGCUCCCAGCGGACUGCAUCCAAGGCUCAGGAGACAAAGGCACAUGACCUUUCCAAGAAGAAGGCGUCCUCCAAGAAGAAGACAGAGUCUGUGUUGGACUCUGGUCUGGAUUCCCCCCUGUUCCUGCCCUACAAGGCCCUGGUCUCUACCGUUAGCAGUAUGGUCUUCAGUCAAGGAGAGGCCCAGCACCUCCUAGAGAUCCUCUCUGACAAGGCUGGCAUCAGACAAGACACCUGGCACAUGGCUACUCAGAAGGGCGACCCAGUGGCUGUGAUGAAGAAACAGUUGGAGGAGAAUCAGAAACAGCUCACUACUCAGCAGGAGGAUGCUUCUGCAGCCAAGAACAGACUCCGGGAACUCAGCAGGGAGCUCUCUGCUGAGAAGUCCAAGGUAGCCAGUGUGGAGACAAGGCUGAGUUCCCAGCUCUCGUCCAGGGAGCAGGAGAUGAUCGCCCUGCAGGCUCGUAUGCAGGCCUCCUACCAGGACCACGUAGCCCAAACACAGAAACUCAACGCCAAGGUCCUCAGUCUUCAGGAGCAGUUGGAGUCUGGUCCCACGGCCCAGCUGACUCGUCUGCAGCAGGAGAACUCUAUUCUCAGAGACGCACUGAACCAGGCCACAAGCCAGGCAGAGAGCAAACAGAAUAGUGAGCUGGCCAAGCUGAGACAGGAUUGUGCCAAACUGACCAAGGACCUGGGGGAGAAGAGUGUAAGCCUUCAGACUGAUGAGAUCAUCAGGACUGGACUGGAGGCCAAGGUGUCUUCUGUAGAGAAACAACUGUCUUCAAUACAGGUCAGUCAUGCUGAGAGUGAACAGGAGCUGCAGAGGAGGCUGGAGGAGGUCAGUGAGGAGUUGAGGAGUUCUCAGAGGAACCUGGAGAAAGCCCAGCAGGAUGCUACCACCCUCUCAGAUCUUCAGGUCCAUCUGGGCAGUGUAACGGAUGAUCUGAAGGAACGUGGGGCCCAGGUGGAGGCCCUCACAGCCCAGCUGGAGCAGACUGCGCUGGAGAAGGGACAGCUGGAGGACCAGGUGGGAUCCAUUAAUGUUCUUCUCGAGGCCAGCCAGAACAGAGACGAGAAUGAGGACUUGGAGAUGUGGAGUUGGUCUUUUCUCAACAACACCAAUCAUUUCUCUUCCAGUCUUCAAGACCGAGACGGUCAGCUGGCGUCACUCCAAGAGGAGCUGAAGCAGCUCAGAGAAAUGAAACGGGAGGCAGCUAUAACUGCCGAGGUCACUACAGCUGAGACCGAGCAGGCACCUAACAGUGAGGACAGAAGCCUGGUGGUAUCCCUUCAGGAAGAACUGAAGCAGCUUAAAGAAGAGCUGGAACAACUACUAAACUCUCCCGUAGCUCCCCAAAGUGUUGAGCUAAAAUCGGCUGAUGUCUCAGGAGAAUCUGAUCAGCUACUCAAUGGUCUGGAGAAGACGGAGAGCCAGGAAGCAUCGCUAGAAGAGGAAGGGAUGCAACUCAAAGAAAAAUCUGAACAGGUCCAGAAUAACACCACUCCGUCUGACAACACAGCAGAACUGGCCGCGCUACAAACCAGUCUGGCAGAGAGAGAAGAUAUGAUGAAAUCACUACAAGAGGAGCUAAGGGAAGCCAGGGACCAAUCACAGAAGGUACAGGAGAUCCUCGCUCAGGUCCAGCAGAGCCAAGAGUCCCAGCCGAGCACAGAGCUGCCGGAGCUGUUGGAGAAACUGAAGGAGGCAGAGGACAGCCACGGGACACUGCAGGCACAGUGUGACCAGUACAGGACAGUCCUGGCUGAAACGGAAGGAAUGCUGACAAACCUUCAGAAUAGUGUCGAGGAGGAGGAGCUGGUGUGGAAGUCCAAGAUGGCCGACUCUGAGGACCAGUUGAAGAAGGCCCUGGAACAAGUGCACACUCUGGAGGAGACUGCAGAGAGCUUGAAGACAGGAAACCAAAGCAUAGAACAGCUGAAGGAGCAGGUGAUGCUUCUGGAAGCCCAGUUGGAGAAACAGUCUGAGACAGAGGACGAAAUGGCACAGUUGAAGCAGCUGCUGUCAGAUUCUCAGAGCCAGCUGGAGUCAGCCCAGACGCAGGCCCAGACGCACAGGGAAGAGCUGGCUACGGUCAGAGGUCAGCUGAGCGAGGCGACGGAGCACGCUCAGAGCCAGAAGGCGGUCCCUGAGGCUGGGGCACAGAACGGCCCAUCAGAGCCCGAGGUCCAGUCCCAGUUGAGUCAAAUCGCAGAGGAGUUUGAACAGGCUCAGAAGACUGUAGAGCUCCAGGCUCAGAAGACUGUAGAGCUCCAGGCUCAGAAGACUGUAGAGCUCCAGGCUCAGAAGACUGUAGAACCCCAGGCUCAGAAGACUGUAGAACCCCAGGCUCAGAAGACUGUAGAACCCCAGGCUCAGAAGACUGUAGAACCCCAGGCUCAGAAGACUGUAGAACCCCAGGCUCAGAAGACUGUAGAACCCCAGGCUCAGAAGACUGUAGAACCCCAGGCUCAGAAGACUGUAGAACCCCAGGCUCAGAAGACUGUAGAACCCCAGGCUCAGAAGACUGUAGAACCCCAGGCUCAGAAGACUGUAGAACUCCAGGCUCAGACGACUGUAGAACCCCAGGCUCAGCUGGACAUGCUGGAAGAGGCAGGAGACUCCCCACAGGCUGGCACAGAGGACGUAGCCCAGCUAGAGGAAGAGAGUUCAGGACUGAAGGAAGGAACAUCUGUUUAAGAGACUGAAGACGUGACACUAAAACAUGAUUAUCAUAGUUAUGCAUUCCAACACGGUUAGUUCUUGUACUGUAGUAGUUGAUUGCUGCAUCUCCUAUAAGAAUCUAAGGGCCAGUUUCCCGGACACUGAUUAAGCCUAUUCCUGAACUAAAAUACAUGCUCAGUGGAGAAUCUCCCUUAAAGAAACGUGUUAGCCAGGGACUAGGCUUAAUAUGUGUCUGGGAAAACCGGCCCAAAAUGUUUCUGGGUCGUUCCACCAAUUCGGUGCCUUUAUCAGAUGUGUGUAACUUGGUGGGGGAUUAUAAUUUUUUUUUUAACGUUCUGUCAUAAAGAGAACAUGUUCAACUUAAUAAAAAUGUUUUCCCAUCUCGAUGUUAAAUAAAAAGUGCCAAAUAAAGUUAAAGGGUUGACUGUAACAGGGUUGACGAUUUCAUCUUAAAUCAGGGGCAAUUGAGGGGGGGAAAAUGAAAUUGUGAAACCAUACCUAGCCUGUCUAUAUAUGGAUAACGUGUUUUGCUCGACCAACUCAGUUUUCCACCACAAAACACCAGAAAAUGUUUUGUGGUGGAAAAUGCUGAGUUUUAGCACUUUAGCAAAGUCUUAUUCAUAUAACAAAAAUGAACUCGGUGGUCUACUAAAGGGUGCUUCAUGGAAUAUAACAGGUCUUUUAAAAUUCAAUAUUGGUGUAGAAUUCCUACUUAAAAUGUCAAAGGGAUGCAAAACUCACUCAUUUCGUGGAACGACCGAUCUGAUCUAGGAUGAGGAAAAAGAUACUAUGCUGCAAACAGACCGUUGAAGACAAACCUACAUCAACGAUUCUGGCCAUGUCAGAAAUGAUACCUAAGACUAGCUCUGGUCCAGGGCAUUAGUGCGCUUUCCUCCACUACGCCCUGUAUCGAUAUUGAUCAGACGAACGCCCUGGACCAGAGCUAACCAACUCUGCCUUAUAGUCACAAUGAAAUCUCUCUCCCCAGAGUCCACAGUGUUAAAAGGGAGAACGAUUGUGUGUUUAUAAAACGUACAUCAACCUGUGCAAUUACUUUGUGCACCCUAUUCUCCUAUAUUGCACACUACUUUUGCCCAGAGCACUAUAGGGGAAACCUUAUGGGCCCUGGUCAAAAGAAGUGCACUAUAUAGAGAAAAGAUGCAACUUUGUGUCUUUUGUAAAGUGGUUGGGAUGAAUGAUGGGAGGAAGUUAUGGUACACAAGAUGGAUGCAAUACAUUAAGUGCCUCCUUCAGUACUGUGUUUUACAGUAGCUGGCUGCCAACACAAUGUGUGAAUUUGAUAAAGAAUAAAAAUACAAUGUAGUGUU